GGAGAGAUAAUAACUUUAGUGGCCUCUAGGGUAACCAAGGCGAAGGUGGAAGGUUAACAUUAGGAUGGAUCGUAGCGAAGUGGGUUAUGAGGUUAGAUGGAGGAUGGAACGGGGCCAGGAUCGUGUUAAAUGAGAUUUCAUAUUAAACGAUGUCAAAUCUUGGGGUUAGUUUGUUAAUUAAUUCAUGUCGUUAUGCUUUUCUGCGCGCCUGAGCAUCACGUAACACUGCGUUUCUUUCGUCGGUAAAAAUGUUCGACAUGUGCUGCGCUCUGGUAGAGUACAUUUAACUAUUUGAUCAGUUUCUAUUAUGGUCGGACAGGCAAAGUCGAGAAAGGUAUAAUGGUAUAGUGAAAGCAGUGGGCGCUUUUGAAUGUGGUGGUUUGCAUUAGUAUGGAAAUAAAGAAGGGGAUAAUGAUUUUGAAUACUGUUUUGUAAUAUAAUAAGUGGGUGCCCAGACAGUAUUCUGUGGUUUUGUGCUGCCGUAAGAGUUAUGAAGUAUGGCCGUCCAACAGACAAGUUUUCAAAAGAAGACCAAAAGCAGAAUACCAUAUAUUCCUGGUUCAAGACCAUCCAUUAAAAAUACUCAGCUCUUGGUUUCAUCAGGUGUGCCUUCAUUUGAUUGUGUGAUAGGUGGAGGUAUUCCUGUUGGAACAUUAGUGCUCAUUGAGGAAGACAAGUAUGGAACUUAUGCCAAACUUCUUGUCAGAUACUUCCUAGCCGAGGGAAUAGCGUGUGGUCAUUCUCUCUUUGUUGCAAGUCAAGAUUUAAAUUGUGAAGCCCUGGUCCGUGAACUGCCAGCACCUGUACACCAUGAUGAUGCUGCUCCUACAAGUGAACUUGAUGAUAAAAUGACCAUUGCGUGGCGAUACCAGAAUAUGCGAGAGAUCCAGUCUUUCUCAAGCAAUACUAGUUUUGGUCAUCAUUAUGAUUUAACAAAGUCUGUAGAUCCUGACAUUCUGAGGACGAUAGACACGUGUUAUUGGACUGGACCCAUAGAAUGCAGGCAAGCUGAAGGUAGGUUUAAAAAUCCUGCCUAUUAUGACCUGCUGUGCACAAUACAGCGUAAGAUUGAAGAGGGUCAGUUUGGAGUUGAAGCAAGUCCCGAGAAGCGGAAUAUGCUUCGCAUUGCUGUGCAUUCCUUAGGCUCUCCUCUGUGGGCAGAGCAGACUCACCAGAAGUCAGACCUUCCAAUAUUCUUGUAUUGCCUGCGCUCGCUCCUCAGGUCUGCAUAUGCUGCUUGUGUACUUACGUUGCCCUCACAUCUGUUCCAGGAGACAUGGGUCAUAAAGAGAUGUCAACAUUUAUGUGAUACUGCAGUGAGACUGGAGUCAUUUGCAGGUUCAGAAAAAGAGACCAACCCAGUUUAUAGGGAUUACCAUGGUCUCUUCCACAUAAAUAAGCUCUCCGCCAUCAAUACUUUGAUGCCACAUGUGCCAGAGAGUUUUGAUCUCGCUUUCAGGUUGAGACGAAAGAAAUUCUCCAUUGAGAAACUACACCUGCCACCGGAACUUCAGGGGACAACACAGCGAGAACAAGAUGAGUUGCCAUCUGUAGCAGGUGUGAGUUGUGGAGGAGCAGGAACAAGGAACCUUCUUGACUUCUAAGUCCAUGUCACUAAAUAAUAUUGCUGUCUGGUCUUGCUCUGGUGGUGGUUGGAGCAGUGCUGCUAACUGAUGUCCCACGUGUCCUGCUGUCCCGUCUGCUGGGGUCUAACC
This is a messenger RNA of Cryptotermes secundus, 1715 nucleotides long. RefSeq names its product elongator complex protein 4 (gene Elp4). NCBI's taxonomy places the organism in Eukaryota, Metazoa, Arthropoda, Insecta, Blattodea, Kalotermitidae. The record is from RefSeq and is a predicted model, not a curated record. Gene Ontology annotation, cellular component: cytoplasm; elongator holoenzyme complex; transcription elongation factor complex. The transcript is spliced from 8 exons. Gene Ontology annotation, biological process: tRNA wobble uridine modification. Bases 498 to 1604 code for a protein of 368 amino acids.